Molecule: messenger RNA, 937 nt
Organism: Hibiscus syriacus
Lineage: Eukaryota; Viridiplantae; Streptophyta; Magnoliopsida; Malvales; Malvaceae
Product: probable E3 ubiquitin-protein ligase XERICO
Exons: 2
Coding region: 92-691 (199 amino acids)
Biological process (GO): protein ubiquitination
Molecular function (GO): ubiquitin protein ligase activity
Source: RefSeq, a predicted model, not a curated record
GCUUUACUCGCACACCGACAAGAUUCCAACAAAGCAAUCCACCAUCUCUCCCCACUUGGGCUUCCCCCCUCCUUUUAUAUAACUCCCCAAGAUGCUCCUCAAAUCCCCCCCCCUUUUCCUUUCCCUUCUUUUUCUUUCAAAAUUUCCAAUGAGUUUCUUUGUAGAAGAUCCGGGGUUAAUCGUCACCCACCUCCUUUACAAAACAGCUGUUGUUUUAGCAGUUUUAAGAUGGGUCUUGUCUUGGCUACUUAGUUUCAAAGACAUGAGCCUAUUUAGUAUCGUUUUAUCUUCCGACUCCCAGGACAACUCUUCUUCUUCAUCUUCCUCUGUUUCUUCGCAAAUGAUUAGAGACAGUCUGGCGCUGACGAACUUUGAAGAUGCUAAGGAAAGGAUGCCUUGGGUUUCCGACACGUGUGCGGUCUGCUUGAGUCAGCUGAAGGAAGGCGACGAGGUCAGAGAGUUGAGGAAUUGUUGCCACGUGUUCCAUAGAGAUUGCAUUGACAGAUGGGUUGACUACGAUGAAGAUCAAGACCACGAUCACGUUCAAGAAGACGACGACAAUCACAAGACUUGCCCCCUUUGCAGGGCCCCUUUGCUCACUUCUUCACAAUGCUUGGUGUGGCCUAAGAAUGAACCCAGCUGGGCCGUCGAGCGACUUCUUUACCUAUUUGGGGACGAUCUUCUCCCUUGAUCCACGCCAUUUACCUAUUCUCUACAUCUUCUUCGUCUUCUUCCUUUACAUAUUGUUUUCUCAAUUAAUCAUUGAGAUGGAGCUUGGAGCAAUGGUUAUUGUAUAUUUUAGUAGUCAGUCGAUAGUUUCAGCUUAGCGAAAAGGGUCAAUUUUGUUAUUUGGAGUGGUCAAGUGGUCUAAACUCUAGAAGCUUGACCCUUUUAAUAGUGGUGUGUAUAUAUAUAAAUGAAUACGUCUUAAUUUUAA